Molecule: messenger RNA, 510 nt
Organism: Plasmodium malariae
Lineage: Eukaryota; Apicomplexa; Aconoidasida; Haemosporida; Plasmodiidae
Gene: GLP1
Product: 1-cys-glutaredoxin-like protein-1, putative
Exons: 3
Coding region: 1-510 (169 amino acids)
Source: RefSeq, a predicted model, not a curated record
AUGAUAGUAAAAAACAGAUUUGGGAUAUUCUUUCUGUUAAGAAAAAAUAUAAUAUGCAGUAGAAAUACCAACUUCUUUUCUUUUAUUAGAGUGUCAAAAAUUAACUUUAGCAAUUCUUUUCAAGAUAAGAAAAAUGGGAUAUCAGAACAACAGACAAACAACAGUACUGAUCAAUUUAAAGAUUUUGAAAAAACGGAUGUGUAUCAGACUCUAAAAGUAAAAAUAAAAGAAGUUCUUGAGCAAGAAAAAAUUGUUUUAUUUAUGAAGGGAACACCAGAAAAACCUUUAUGUGGAUUUAGUGCAAAUGUGGUUCGUAUACUGAACAGUAUGAAUGUGAAAGAUUAUAUUUAUAUUGACGUCAUGAAGAAUAAUAACCUGCGCGAAGCUAUAAAGAUUUAUAGUAACUGGCCGUAUAUUCCCCAUUUGUAUAUAAACAACAAUUUCAUUGGAGGUUACGAUAUAAUUGCAGAUUUGUACAACAAAGGAGAGUUAGCUGAUAUAAUCAAAUGA